CCCCGGCGCCUGCGUGUUAAGAGGGGGGCGAUGAGGGCCCGGAAGCAGGGAUGUGGGAGCUGAAAAGUAAAUGGCUGGCGAUGGUCUCCCAGCUGCUGAUGCUGCUCCUGGCGGCUGCGGCCCAGGCAGUAAACCCGGCUCCGCGGCGCUUCACUCCGGACUGGAAGAGCUUGGACUCGCGGCCACUGCCGAGCUGGUUCGACGAGGCCAAGUUCGGGGUGUUCGUGCACUGGGGGGUGUUCUCGGUGCCCGCCUGGGGCAGUGAAUGGUUCUGGUGGCACUGGCAGGGCGAUCGGUUGCCGGCCUACCAGCGCUUCAUGGAAGAAAACUACCCGCCCGGCUUCAGCUACGCCGACUUCGCACCGCAGUUCACAGCGCGCUUCUUCAACCCGGACCAGUGGGCCGAACUCUUCCAGGCUGCCGGGGCCAAGUAUGUUGUGCUGACCGCAAAGCAUCACGAAGGCUUCGCAAACUGGCCAAGCUCUGUGUCUUGGAACUGGAACUCGAAGGACGUGGGGCCCCACCGUGAUUUAGUUGGCGAGUUGGGAGCAGCCGUGCGGAAGAGGAACAUACGCUACGGCCUCUACCACUCACUCUUGGAGUGGUUCCAUCCACUCUACCUACUUGAUAAGAAAAACGACUUCAAAACUCAGCAUUUCGUCAGAGCAAAAACCAUGCCAGAGCUGUACGACCUUGUUAACAGCUACAUGCCUGACCUGAUCUGGUCCGAUGGGGAGUGGGAGUGUCCCGAUACGUACUGGAACUCCACGGGUUUCCUUGCUUGGCUCUACAAUGAUAGCCCUGUCAAGGAUAAGGUGGUAGUGAAUGACCGGUGGGGUCAGAACUGUUCCUGUCAUCACGGAGGGUACUACAACUGUCAAGACAAAUACAAGCCACAGAGCUUGCCACACCACAAGUGGGAGAUGUGCACCAGCGUGGACAAGGCGUCCUGGGGCUAUCGAAGCGACAUGACCAUGUCGACCGUUGCCAAUGAAAAUGAAAUCAUCGAGGAAUUGGUUCAGACAGUAAGUUUGGGAGGCAACUAUCUUCUCAACAUUGGACCAACUAAAGAUGGCUUGAUCGUCCCCAUCUUCCAAGAAAGGCUUCUUGCUGUUGGCAAGUGGCUGCAGAUCAACGGGGAGGCCAUCUAUGCCUCCAAACCCUGGAGGGUGCAGUCUGAAAAGGGCAAGACGGUUGUGUGGUACACCACUAAAAAUUCUACUGUUUAUGCCACUUUUCUGUACUGGCCAGAAAAUGGAAUCAUGAACCUCAAAUCCCCCAAAACGACCUCGGCCACAAAGAUAACAAUGCUAGGAAUAGAAGGAGACCUGAGCUGGACCCAGGAUCGACUGGGGGGCAUCCUCAUCUCUCUGCCCCCAUUGCCACCUCCCGCACUUCCAGUGGCAUUUGCCUGGACUCUAAAGCUGACAAUGGUGAACUGAUUGUAGGAGCUCAAGAACAGACUGCCCAGCGUGCUGCUUUUUCUUACAGGACCAUCCGUGCAAUAAAGUAGCUUCCCUUCCGCUCAGUGGUUGAUCUUCCAAGCCAUUCUGAUGGAUGGGAACCUAGUAAGUACA
Molecule: messenger RNA, 1577 nt
Organism: Mastomys coucha (southern multimammate mouse)
Lineage: Eukaryota; Metazoa; Chordata; Mammalia; Rodentia; Muridae
Gene: Fuca1
Product: alpha-L-fucosidase 1
Exons: 8
Coding region: 51-1442 (463 amino acids)
Biological process (GO): fucose metabolic process; glycoside catabolic process
Cellular component (GO): lysosome
Molecular function (GO): alpha-L-fucosidase activity
Source: RefSeq, a predicted model, not a curated record